Molecule: messenger RNA, 2303 nt
Organism: Cryptotermes secundus
Lineage: Eukaryota; Metazoa; Arthropoda; Insecta; Blattodea; Kalotermitidae
Product: slit homolog 1 protein
Exons: 2
Coding region: 148-933 (261 amino acids)
Cellular component (GO): plasma membrane
Molecular function (GO): protein binding
Source: RefSeq, a predicted model, not a curated record
ACGAACGGUAGUCUGACCCCCGCACAUGCUACUUCAACGCCUGGUGUUUCUGAAGUGAAAAAGAUUGUGAAAAUAUUAUUGAGGCUGCACUUAGACACAAAUGGGAAGACAUUUUGGUUUAAAAUCAGUGAUAUUCGCUCAGAAAUCAUGCUGCCACUGUCGAGAGUGUGUGCUGUACUUCUGCUCGUCAUAAACCCUGCGCAUUCCACCGUCACCGAUUUGACUCCAACAUGCGCAAAAGGUUGCAAAUGUCUUGGGCCAUGGGCAAAAUGCAUCAGGGGUAAUGUCAAGGAUCUACCAGGACAUUUUGGGCCCCAGAUUGAAACCAUAUCUCUCCAGUCUUAUAACAUAGUUUCCAUAGAAGCCAACGCCUUUUCAGAAUUCAAAGUCCUUAAUUUGUGGAAACUUGACAUACUUAAUUGUGAAGUUGUUACAAUAAAGAGGAAUGCCUUCAAUGGUUUGCAGGAACUUCUGUCCCUGCAUCUAGACAACAACGAAAUAGAAAUAAUUGAAGCGGGAGCUUUCUCUGCCCUUUUAAAAUUAAACACGCUGAGUUUCCAACACAACAAAUUAAAAACUUUAGAUUCUGGUAUGUUUGACGGCCUCGUGAGCUUGAAUUUGUUGAAUUUAAACGACAAUUUACUGAAGAGUUUGAAACCAAGGUUAUUUGAAAAAGCACAAUUUCUGACAACGAUUCUCGUAAAAGAGAAUUGGAUCGAAACUGUAGAUAGAAGCAUUUUAGAAGGGCUAAAUAAAACAGCACAGCUUUACAUAGGCAAGAAUCCUCUUGUUUGUAACUGCGCCCUCAAGAAGGAAUGGCCCCUUCUGCGUGACAGAAUUGUGGGGGCCACAUGUCUCUCACCGAGCAACUUAGCGGGCAGCAGCUGGAACGUUCUUGAAGGCCUAAAUUGUGACCCCAGCAAAGAAAACUAAGUACACGUAGAAAUGGAGUGCGGGCCUAUGUGAGUUGUUCAUAAUUUGAGAUCGAAUAGAAACUCUGAAGAAACCAGCAAAAUCCACAGAAUAUGACAAGUAGGAAUGCUUCAUAUGAGUGUGAUAAUGUAAAGUUAAGAGUGGAGUGGAAGUGAGUCUUUUGGUAUUGAGCCCUUCAACGGACCUAUUGUAAUAGUUCUUCGUGAUAAGGAUAUGACAGGCGAGCAUUGCAAGAAUAAUGGCUGGCAAAAUAAAUUAAAAGUAUUUAGAGAAAGACUUUAUUCUCAACAAGUCUCAGUUGGAGUAUCCUAGGUUUGAACUUGGCCUGCUCAGUUACAAGCGAGUAAUUAAACUCCUCAGACAUGGUAAGGAAUUCCUAAACAUAUAUCCAUGGAGUACUUUUUGUUAUUUAAUGGAAUUUAUCUUCAGAACAGUAUAUAUUUCCAAGCACAGUGGCCGCGCUGUUUGAGGCUCAAGAAGUGUUCGCGAGCUCAAACACUGAAAUCGUUGGUUCGGAUCCCGCUUGAGGUACGGAUGUCUGUCUGCUUUUAUUCUGUUUGUGUUGUCCUGUUUAGGUAGUGACCUUGCGAUGGGCUGAUCACCCGUCCAAGGAUUCCUACCAACCAUCAUCAUCAUCGGCAAAACAGCCAUUCUUGAGCCAUAGCCUACCUUAGAAGGCUGUACCAAAUUGCAUCCAGUUUUCACUUCUUUGAAUUCGCAGCAGUAAUUAUUUUACAGAGCAAGGUCAUCAGCCUUGCGUCCAACCCCAUACCUCUAGGUUCAUAUCUCUGUAUUUAUGUCCCCCAGUGACAGGGUGGCAUAGUUAUGCGCCCAGGCACCGGGUUUCCUUUUCGUUGCCUUCUACGGCUCGCAGGGUUACGGUGGAGUUAUUAUAACCCACCUCCACAAGUUGAUCAACUGCCUGUAACGUUUACAAUUUCAUAAUUAAUUCUAAAUAUGAUAAGGUCAAGAAGCCUAAUCCAUCAAGGUAGAAGAAGAAGAAGAAGAAGAAGAAGAAAUGUUACUCAUAGAAUGUGACAACUCGUAGUAGAUACAGCUUCUGUCUGAAGUGUUUUUUAACUACUCGAUAUUUCUUGAAAUGUAAUUUACAACGAAUGAGGAGCUUCAUAGAAAGAUGUGUAGUUAUCUUACCGUCGAUUCAGUUUAGUUAAGACACUUAUAUACUAAAAUUAGUGCAAAUUUGUUCAUUUCGACCUCAAAUACUUUAUACGCACAGAAGGACUGUCGUAAUCAUAUUGAAACAAAUAUAAAAAAAAAGGAAAAAUAAGUUGUAAACAUUUCCACUCUCCUUCAUGUUAUAUUGUUUAUUGAUAAAAUUUUGUCAUUAAAAGUUUUACUGUUGAUAGUGA